Molecule: messenger RNA, 222 nt
Organism: Penicillium macrosclerotiorum
Lineage: Eukaryota; Fungi; Ascomycota; Eurotiomycetes; Eurotiales; Aspergillaceae
Product: DEAD/DEAH-box helicase
Exons: 1
Coding region: 1-222 (73 amino acids)
Source: RefSeq, a predicted model, not a curated record
AUGAGCAAGGCUGGCGCGGAGGUUGUGUUGCGGUGUUUGCUUGGAUGGGACGUGGAUGUCGAUGCGCUGCCAUGGGGCGAGGUUACAGACGGCGGCGAGGUUGGAGUUGGAGCCGUGGGCGAACUGGCUGGCGGACUGGAAACAGUCGUGGUUGCUAAAGAUGUGCCAUGGAAAGCUGGGUGUGGUCCUGGCGAGAGGGAGGCUGGGACGCAGGCUGUUUAG